Adineta steineri is the source of this 1116-nucleotide messenger RNA. The record is from the annotation of a GenBank genome assembly. NCBI's taxonomy places the organism in Eukaryota, Metazoa, Rotifera, Eurotatoria, Adinetida, Adinetidae.
AUGGAAAAUUUACCAAAUGAAUUGUUUUUUCAAAUCUUUAAUUAUUUACAACCUGAAGAUUUGUUCAAAGCUUUUGGAAAUCUUAAUUCUCAUUUUAGUGCACUUAUACGAUCUACUUUCAUUCGUUUUUGUGUUACUGAUGAUAAUGUUACUCUGCUUUCAAUGAUUAAAGCUGAUCAAAUAAAAAGUAUGGUAUGCAAUGAAACCACUAACUUUCAUCUACUCGUAAAUUAUUUCAAAAAGAAUCAUUUCAUUCAACUUCAACGGCUUAAUGUUACCCUGGUGCAGACUCAAUCUAUACGUACCCUUUUAGAAUAUCUACCUCAAUUUAACAAUCUAAAAUUUCUGCGCAUUGUUGAUUAUACUAAUGAGCAAAACGAAAAUUCUAAAAAUUUUUAUCAUAGUAUUGCUCAACUAAUAUUUACGAAACCCUAUGUUAUCCGCUUGAAAUGUAUUAAACUUUUUAUACCUAACAUGAUACCAUAUUAUGGACAUAUGUCUAGGCCUAAUCCAUUGUCAAUACUGACAUAUUUUACCAUUCAUAGUAUAUUUCUCGAUGAUUUAGCCAUAAUUUUACCUUGGAUGCCUAACAUCAAGACUAUCAAAAUUCUUUACGCUUGCAUCACAAAUGAUGAUGACGGUGUUGGUAGUGGUGGUCUAUUUCAUGAACACGAUCUGACAUGUAGAUCAUUAAUGCGCAUGCCUCCUAUUGUUUCUAUACAAAGAUUCGACAUUGGUAUUUGUGAUGGCGUUACAUGUAAACAUAUGCAAUUAUUAUUAUCAAAUCUUCCAGAGCUUCGUCGAUUUAACUGUGUUAUUUGGAGUGAACAUGCAUUGAUUUUAGAGCAAUGGAUACCAAUAUUCCUACGAAGUAAAAUCGAUUGGUUACUUUUUACCAUGAUAACAAUAGGGCGAUUAAGAUACAAUUAUUUAUCAAUUGAAUUACAGAGCGAUAUAUGGACUCGUGAUAUCUUUAACACUACCACUAUUACAGAAGUAUCAGGAGGUAUCUGUUUAGAAGCACAUGGUAUGAAUAUAUUAAGAAGAUCGGCAGCGAAUGAACUUGACAAUGAGUCAUCGAAUGAACAACCAAGAAAAAAACAACGUACAAAUUAA